AAACGCUUCAGUGCAUGUUCUCGUUUCGCAGUCGUGGAUUGAGAAAGACUUGUGUGUGGUUCAGCCUCUCGCUUCCGCGCUGGAAGAGGAAGGGGAGGAGAAGAGAUACGAAAAAGGGAAAAGCAAAGCGAGCGACUUGCAAAGAAAAGGUUGAGGGAAGGGGGAGGAGGGAGAAGGCGACCCGAUCUGCGCACGCCCCAUCGGCCUUUGCGCCAACUGCGCACGCGCUUGCGGUUGCAACCGUCAGGGCAAGGAAAGAGCCCCGAGAGUUCAAAGCCGCGCUCGGGACCCUGCUCCUCCCUCCCCUGAGCAACCGUCACUUUCCUGCUGUUGCCGGGCGGCCUUCCCUUCUGGUCCUUUCAGCCCCGGUCCUGUCAGGGUGAGGAAAAGGAUGCACGGCGGUGUUUUGUCCCAGGCCAACCCCGGCGCUGAGUGAGACAAGGCCGGGCCGGGCGGCGGUUGACCGAGUAAGGGAUGUCGCCGCCGCCCCCCGACGCUGGGUCCUGCCGCUGCCGCCCCCGGCGGCUCCCGCUGCCUCUGCCCUCCUCAGGUUCCGAGCGUCGCCCGCGGCCGCCGCUCCGGGCCCCGGAGCAACGUCGGGCUCGGCCCCAGCAGUGACUCCCGUCGCUUCCCCUCACAGGGGACGGGACGGGGCAAGCAGAAUGCAGGCGCCGCCGCUGCUGUACGAGUUCUUCAGCGAAGAGAACGCGCCCAAGUGGCGGGGGCUGCUUGUGCCCGCGCUGAAAAAGGUUCAGAUGCAAGUCCACCCUAAACUGUCAUCUACUGAUGAUGCUUUGCAGUAUGUUGAGGAGUUAAUUUUGCAGUUGCUAAACAUGUUGUGCCAAGCUCAGCCAAGAAGCUUCCUGGAUGUAGAGGAUCGUGUACAAAAAAGUUUUCCCCAUCCAAUUGAUAAGUGGGCAAUAGCUGAUGCACAGUCUGCAAUUGAAAAGAGGAAACGAAGAAAUCCAUUAUUUCUCCCAGUGGAAAAAAUUCACCCAUUGUUAAAAGAAGUUCUUGGUUAUAAAGUUGAUCACCAGGUGUCUGUUUACAUAGUGGCAGUAUUAGAAUACAUUUCUGCAGAUAUCUUAAAGUUGGUUGGGAACUAUGUAAGAAAUAUAAGACAUGAUGAAAUUACUAAACAAGACAUCAAAGUGGCAAUGUGUGCUGAUAAGGUGUUGAUGGAUAUGUUCCAUCAGGAUGUAGAGGAUAUUAGUACGCUGACUUUAUCUGAUGAAGAACCCUCUACUUCAGGAGAACAAACCUACUAUGAUCUUGUAAAGUCAUUUAUGGCAGAAGUUCGACAGUAUAUAAGAGAGCUAAAUCUCAUAAUAAAAGUUUUUAGAGAACCCUUUAUUUCCAACCCUAAGCUGUUUUCUGGUCAUGAUGUAGAAAAUAUAUUCAGUCGAAUAUCAGAUAUUCAUGAACUUAGUGUGAAAUUGUUGGGUCAUAUUGAAGACACAGUAGAAAUGACAGAUGAAGGCAGUCCCCAUCCCUUAGUAGGAAGCUGUUUUGAAGAUUUAGCUGAGGAGUUAGCAUUUGAUCCUUAUGAAUCGUACACUCAAGAUAUUUUACGGACUGGUUUUCAUGACCAUUUUCUUAGCCUGCUAUCAAAGCCUGGGGCAUCAUUCUAUUUACAGUCAAUAGGAGACGGUUUUAAAGAAGCUGUUCAGUAUGUUUUACCCAGGCUGCUUCUAGUUCCUGUAUACCAUUGCCUUCACUAUUUUGAACUGUUAAAGCAAUUAGAAGAGAAAAGUGAAGAUGAAGAGGACAAAGAAUGUUUGAAGCAAGCAAUUACAGCCCUGCUUAAUCUUCAGAGUAGCAUGGAAAGGAUAUGCUCCAAAAGUCUUGCAAAGAGAAGGCUUAGUGAAUCUGCAUGCCGGUUCUAUAGUCAACAAAUGAAGGGAAAGCAGCUCGCAAUCAAGAAAAUGAACGAAAUCCAGAAGAACAUUGAUGGCUGGGAAGGUAAAGACAUUGGACAGUGCUGCAAUGAAUUUAUAAUGGAGGGGACUCUCACACGUGUGGGUGCCAAGCAUGAAAGACAUAUAUUUCUCUUUGAUGGUCUAAUGAUUUGUUGUAAAUCAAAUCAUGGCCAGCCAAGACUGCCUGGUGCUAGCAAUGCAGAAUAUCGUCUGAAAGAAAAGUUUCUCAUGCGGAAGGUACAAAUCAAUGAUAAAGAUGACACUAAUGAAUACAAACAUGCCUUUGAAAUAAUUUUAAAAGAUGAGAACAGUGUUAUAUUUGCUGCUAAAUCGGCAGAAGAGAAAAACAACUGGAUGGCAGCCUUGAUCUCUUUACAGUAUAGAAGCACCCUGGAGCGAAUGUUAGAUGUAACAAUGCUACAAGAAGAGAAGGAGGAACAGAUGAGAUUUCCAAGUCCUGAGCUUUAUAGGUUUGCAGAACCUGAUUCUGAAGAGAAUAUUGUUUUUGAAGAAAACAUGCAGCCCAAGUCUGGAAUCCCUAUUAUCAAGGCAGGAACUGUUGUCAAACUCAUUGAGAGACUUACGUACCAUAUGUAUGCUGAUCCCAAUUUCGUUCGAACAUUUCUUACGACGUAUAGAUCUUUUUGCAAACCUCAGGAAUUAUUGAGUCUCCUGAUAGAACGAUUUGAAAUUCCAGAACCUGAACCAACAGAAGCAGACCGCAUAGCUAUAGAGAAUGGAGAUCAACCUCUUAGUGCAGAGCUAAAAAGAUUUAGGAAGGAAUAUAUACAACCUGUACAGCUGCGAGUAUUAAAUGUAUGCCGACACUGGGUGGAACAUCACUUCUAUGAUUUUGAGAGAGAUGUAGAUCUUUUGCAACGGUUGGAAGAAUUCAUUGGCACAGUCAGAGGUAAAGCUAUGAAGAAAUGGGUUGAGUCAAUCACAAAGAUAAUUCAUAGGAAGAAGCAAGCACAAGCCAUUGGGCCAAGUCAUAAUAUUACUUUUGAAAGCUCACCACCUCCAGUUGAGUGGCAUAUUAGCAGGCCAGGACACAUUGAAACAUUUGACCUGCUCACUUUGCAUCCAAUAGAAAUUGCUCGACAGCUCACAUUACUUGAAUCUGAACUUUACAGAGCUGUGCAGCCAUCAGAACUGGUUGGAAGUGUAUGGACGAAAGAAGAUAAGGAAAUCAAUUCUCCUAACCUGCUGAAGAUGAUUCGACAUACCACUAAUCUUACCUUGUGGUUUGAAAAAUGCAUCAUAGAAACGGAAAACCUAGAGGAAAGAGUAAUUGUAGUAUGUCGGAUUAUUGAGAUCUUGCAAGUUUUUCAAGAACUAAACAAUUUUAAUGGUGUUCUUGAGGUUGUCAGUGCCAUGAACUCUGCACCUAUUUACAGAUUGGAUCACACCUUUGAACAAAUCCCAAGCCGCCAGAAAAAGAUUUUUGAAGAAGCUCAUGAACUGAGUGAAGACCACCAUAAGAAAUACUUGGCAAAACUCAGGUCUAUUAAUCCUCCAUGUGUGCCUUUCUUUGGAAUUUAUUUAACAAACAUCUUGAAAACAGAAGAAGGCAACCCUGAAUUUCUUAAACGUCAUGGGAAGGAGCUUAUCAAUUUCAGCAAACGGAGGAAAGUGGCUGAGAUUACAGGAGAGAUCCAACAGUACCAAAACCAGCCAUACUGCCUAAGAGUAGAAUCUGACAUCAGAAGGUUUUUUGAAAAUCUGAAUCCAAUGGGAACCAGCAUGGAAAAAGAGUUUGCAGAUUAUCUGUUCAACAAGUCCCUAGAAAUAGAACCACGUAACGUCAAGCCACCCCCAAGAUUUCCCAAAAAAUACACUUAUUCCCUCAAAUCUCCGGGUGUUCGUCCAUCAAACCCAAGGCCAGGCACCAUGAGACACCCUACACCUCUGCAACAGGAGCCAAGAAAAAUCAGUUACAGUCGUGUCCCUGAGAGUGAAACAGAGAGUGCUGUUUCUGCACCGAACUCUCCAAGAACACCGCUCACCCCACCCCCUCCUUCUUCCACUUCUAGUACUACAGAUGUCUGCAGUGUGUUUGACUCCGAUCCCUCAACCCCUUUUCAUUCAAGGUCUGCUUCUGUGUCUUCCAUAAGUUUUCCCAAAAGCUCAGAUGAUAUUGCUGUUCCCCCUCCUAUUCCUCCCCGAAGACGUCCAGAAUCUGCUCCUACUGAAUCCUCUCCUUCAAAGAUCUCUUCUGCACAUCUGGAUAGUCCACCAGCAAUCCCUCCUCGGCAGCCGACAUCAAAAAUCUAUUCACCGAGGUACUCGGUGCCAGACAGGACCUCUAUCUCUGAGCCCCCAGAAAGUCCACCUGUAUUGCCACCUCGAGAACCUGUGCGAACUCCUGAUGUUUUCUCUAGUUCACCUCUCCAUCUCCAGCCACCACCGUUAGGCAGAAAAAGUGAACUUGGCAACACUUUCUUUCCCAACAGUCCAUCCCCAUUUACUCCCCCUCCCCCUCAGACGCCCUCUCCUCAUGUAGCACGGAGGCAUUUGCCAUCACCUCCUUUGAUACCCCAAGAUACGGACCUCCAUUCUGUUGCUGGGCCACCUGUUCCUCCACGGCAAAGCACUUCUCAACCUAUCCCAAAGCUUCCUCCAAAAACUUACAAAAGGGAGCCCACACAUCCAUCAAUGCAUCGCGAUGGACCCCCUUUGCUGGAGAAUGCCCACUCCACCUGAAGACUCCCUCCUACUAGAGAGAAUGCUUUCCCUGGUGCCAUGUCUGUUGCUGGCAAUAGAUGCACUGUACUUUGUUGGCACCAAGGAGUUGAGCUGUGUUGCUUCUAACACUAAAGACUCUACAAUAUGUUUGAUAUAUGGUGUACAAAAAAAUGAAUCUUAAUAACAGCCCCCUUAUCGUGAAUAAACUGUUGCUGUUUGUUAGUGUAGUAUGCAGGGCACUGUUCUAAAGUCAGUGGACAUCUGAAUGUACCAGAAAACAGAUUUGCAGAUCUCUUUGGGCCAAUAAACAGACAUUGUGCUUUGUGUAAUGUCCUGUGAAGGAUUAAAAAACAUAGUCCCAUAUUCAUCUGUCCACCAUGAUGUAAGUACUGGGAGUGAAAAUAUUAUGCACUUUUUAAAAAAAAGAUCUCAAGCAGGGAACUUGAUAGUCUUCUUCCCUUUUGUUUUGUUCCCUACUUUCAAAUCAUGAACUGGACUGUGAGGAAGAUCUGUGGUACUGACAGCUAAUGUAGAGCUAGGACAUAACACCAUACUGCAGGCCUGUUUACAAACUGUUAACAGUUACUAGAAAUACAUGGGUACCUAGGCUUCACCAAAGAGGUACUUUCCUCCUUUAUGAAUAUUAUGGUGCCAGUUCAAAAAUAAAUUUUUGCCAGUAAACAGAAUGCCUAACUUUUUUCACCUUUAAACAAAUGAGAUUUAAAUCUUACAUGAAUGACACCAGUGACACAAACUGCAAAACAGAGCUAUUGUCAGAGCAUAAUCUGUUCCUACAUUUAGAAUACUGUUAAAUCUAGACUCGGUUAGGUCUUCUUCAUUUUAAGGUUUACUGAUAACCCUCUUAAUGGCUGGUAGUGCAACAUCUUUGAGAUUAUGCCAUGGAAAUGCAAAAGAUGAUCUGCUGGCCAUAUUCCCUAGUUAUCACCAUGUUUUAACUAGUAGUAGGUAGAUGAAUAAUCAGCACCCAUAGAAUUGCCUUGUAGAUGCAUAAAUAAAUCAUAUGUAUAUAGUGAAUGUUGCAUAAAUAUACUUGCAAAUUGUUUUUAAUUUAAUUGAAAUAAAAAUACAGAUAUUUUGUCUGGCUGACAUAUAUUAAAUUAUUGCAUUGCUAAAUGUACAUUUCAGUUCAAAGCACUGAGAAGGAGACAAAUGCUGUGGUACACACCUCUCUCUAUCUCGUUGUUUUAGUCUUUAAAUAAUAAAUUUAGAAGAAGUCCAAGGUUUGGCUUGUGAAAAAGGUGUGUUAGGGUGAUUCAAAGUGAACAUCUGUGUACUUAACAUGGAUCUCAAGCAUGUAAUACAGUACAGAAUUUCAAACUCUGUUUAACCUCUUAAACUUUGGUGUCAGAAAUGUUUGAAAGAAACUAUGUGAAUAUUCUACCUUGGAUUAUCCAUAAACCUGUGAACUGCGCUUCUGAUUCUAGUACUGUGCUAGUAAUGCAUGCCACUUAUUGAAGAUAUUUUAAUCAUUUCUACUACACUAGGAUUUGUGAAUAGUGCAGUAUUGUAUCCUUAGUUGCUAAGACUCUUAUAGGAUGUUUUCUCCUUGGCAAAACCAAUAUACAUUUCGGUAAUCUAGAAAGCCAUGUCACUUGAACAGUGUUGGUAGAAGACUGUAUCACCAUGAAAGCUACUGUUCUAAGACGUUUCUAUAGCACUAUACAGUGCGGUCUUUUCAUUUCAGGAAAAGUUCAUUUAAUCUACAUUAAAUGUAUCCUUUUUAACUUUCAAUACGCAGAAACAAAAUAAGGGCAUUCUGGGAUAAAAAUUUUAUAAUGCUAGACUGUAACAAGUGUUAAGCUGAGCCCAGUUGAGGGUUAGAAAUACUUUAAAAAUAGUUGAACUUAAAGGAAAGUUGGGAAACUGCCCCCUACUUAAAUGCAAUUGUUUUCUUUUAACACUAAAGGUAAUGGCAACAGUCCUGUCCAAAAGGGCUUUAAAUUACUGCAGAUGAUAUUGCUCCCACCUGAGCCUACUAGGGGGGGAAAUUCUACUAAACCUUUUGUCAUUUCUCUAGGCUCUGCCUACAGAUUGAAAGUUCCCUAAUCAAACCACCUUUAUUUUAGAAAGGAGUGGGAAGGGAAAUAGAGUAUGGAUUUCACACUUGCUAAAUCAAUUUAGCAUUUUUGCAAGCCACAGCAUCUUGUACAGAUCUAUCUUUCUCUUAUCUUGAAUGAGGAAAAAAGUUCACUUUAAUAUUUCCACCAACCCCCAUAGUUGCUGAGAUCAUCAUGCUUGAUGUAAUCCAGAUGCUUUGGUAAUUAAGCUAUAAUAUAAAUAGCUUAAAUAAAUAAAAUACUUAAUCCCAGAUGCCAGAUUAUUAAAUGAAUUGGUUUAAGGAACUGAGAUACUAAGCCACUUGUUCCAUUAGAGUCGGUUUGUAAGCUUCAGGGUCUCUUAUGAUGGCUGAGGUAAAAUAAUUAGGUCAGCAGGACUUUUAAAAAGUGCAAAAUCUCUGUCUCCUGGGUGUGGUAGAUUCCCAGGAAUCCACUGAAGUGGACGUUAUGCAUGAGCAAAGUAUGCAUAGUUCUUCAAGCCUCUUAUUUAAUAUAAUCAACUCCCAUUAUGUUAAAAAGAGCUCUGUUUUUCGUUUUGAAAAUGCUCUAUUUUAAUUAAAAUUACUUUGUGCUCACCCCAAACGUCAGUUAUGUAGUUCGUUGUUACUAUGUGAAGGAUUCUUGACAUGGAAUUUGAUAGUCUACAAAAAGUGCCGUGCUUUGACAGAAGUAAUCUUUACUGCUUGUUUCAAAAUCCAUCCCAAGGUGUUGCAAGAGUAUUACUGAUUUAAAAAAUACUUUGUGACUUGGUUGGAAUUCUUGGUUGAGGUUGAGGUACUAAAAUUAUACAAAAUAGGUAAUUUCUUUAUUAGAACAAAUAUUGGUGUAUGCAGGCUUCUUACACAGAGCUCUUCACCAGACAAAACAAUACAAAAAAAAUCCUAUUUUUCAUGGGACCAAUAUAUGUUAGUGCAGGAGCACACAUCCUAUAUUUUCCUCUAGCAAGUUUGGUAUUAGAGAGGGAGAAUAAGCUAACUUUUCACUCUCUGGAUCUAGUGUGCCAGCAGUAGUAUAAUUUGAAGUAGGGGGGAAAUCUGAGUCUGUCAGCAGAGUGUUGAUGGCUGUGUUUUGACCUUACCAAAACUUUCAUCUUAAGUGUGGCGGUUUUUGCUUAAAUUGAACUCUUAUGGUUAUUUUUUUUCCAUUUAAAAUUCUGCCUUAGAAUUCAGUAGGUUUUCAAAUUGGUCUUCUGCGUUAAACUUAAAAUUGACUGAGAUCCAAACUGCUGUACACAGUGUUCUGCAUGCACACACUAGGGCAGCCUUUCCCAAGUAGUGGGCCACCAGACGUUGUUGGACCACAACUCCCAUCAGCCUCAGCCAGCAUUGCCAAUGGUCAGGAAAGAUGGGAAUUGUGGUCCAACAACAUCUGGUGGCCCACUAGUUGGGAAACGCUGCGCUAGGGCUUUUCUAAUCCUCCCCGCCCCCAGUACCACUGCAGCCCCUCCCCACUCCCUGGAAAGCUUCUCUGCAGGGUAAGUCAUGGAAUCAGUAUCUGUGGAAAGGUUCUGCUAAUGCAUGGAGGACUUUUUGGUUUCCUGCUAUCUUUUCUUAAAAAAUAGUAUAUUAAUAAAUUCAUAAAGUGUUCUCCAAAUACAAAUUGGCCUCACUGCUAUGACAGUGACAGGUGGUAGUUAAAAGACUAACAACAUCUGUUGAAGAUCACCUGUGUUCAAUACAGAUGUAGCUGUUUAGGGUAAUCUUGAUUGGAACUUGGCUAAGUUCCCAAAUGGUUUCUGUUGGAAUGUGCCAGCUUGUUGUCUGAAUGUUUUCCUGUCAGUGUGUCUUGACUAUUUGCUGUUCUGUGUACAAUUUUUUGUUGUUGUUAUGUGCCUUCAAGUCAAUGACGACUUAUGGCGACCCUAUGAAUCGGUGACCUCCAAUAGCAUCUGUCAGGAACCACCCUGUUCAGAUCUUGUAAGUUCAGAUCUGUGGCUUCCUUUGUGAAAUCAAUCCAUCUCUUGUUUGGCCUUCCUCUUUUUCUACUGUUUUUCCCAGCAUUAUUGUUGUUUCUAGUGAAUCAAAUCCUUGCAAUUCCUGUAUUUUUGGAGGUUGGAAGGGAGCCUGCUGUGAUGUAAAACCUGUUUUUUAUUUAACCAGGGGAAAAGAUAAAUAAGGCAGCUUCUUUGGAUGUUUUCCCUCACAAGGCCUGAUCUAGAUGAUGGGCUGGUGCAAGAGCUAACUCAUGUACAGCUGUUUUAAAUUGUGCUCUUAAACUGAUCAGCGAUCACUUCCAUAUUUCUUUCUGGGCUGUUAUUUUUCACUGCUAAUGAAAAGUAAAUGUAGGCCUAUUGCUGAUGACAGGUAUUAAGCCAAAAGCACUUGGGUUUUUUUGGUGAAUGUUCACCAUGUUUGACAUUUCUUUUGUUUUUUAAAAACAAAAACCUUAAAGUGCAUUUUUUCUGUCAACUGUGAGCAAAUCCCCCUUUUGCCUUUAAUAGUGACCUAAAAUAGUGCAUUAAGCAGACAAUUGCUGCAAAAUUGCAAAUGGAGUGACCUUCAUAAAACAGUCACAUACCCAGGUGAAGGGGGGGGAUAAAUCUUGUGCCAGAUGUAUGCAACUUUCAGUAGCUGCCAAAUGUGCCUUUAAAAAAUAAAAUCGGAGUUCUUUUUUUCUGAAACAUGGUAGAUUCUCUUGCUGGAUGGUGUCUUAUUUCAGGUAACAUUUCUUAUUUGGCCAAUUUAGAAAUCAAACUUUCUGUUUCUCUAUGUACAGGUUUUUGAUGAAUUCUGAUAAUUUGUAUAUUUAAAACAUACUGCCUUUUGUUUAAUGGAGUGGAUACUUUGCUAAAUGGUUAAGAAGCUAAGGGAGUCCAAUCCAGCUGUUUAAGGUUGAAGUGGCGACAUCUAAACUGGCAAAUCUUAUGGGCCUAAGUGUGUACCUAAUCAUGUCUGUAGGUGAGCUUUGUAUGCUAUGUCUGCAAUGGUAUUCAGAUUGCAUUUAAAGUGAAAAUUAAUAGUGGCUGUUACUUUUUGGCAUUCAAGAGAUCUGUUCUUAUGAAAUAAAUAAAAAUGCCUUACAUAUCC
Molecule: messenger RNA, 9708 nt
Organism: Rhineura floridana
Lineage: Eukaryota; Metazoa; Chordata; Lepidosauria; Squamata; Rhineuridae
Gene: SOS1
Product: SOS Ras/Rac guanine nucleotide exchange factor 1
Exons: 22
Coding region: 663-4622 (1319 amino acids)
Biological process (GO): positive regulation of GTPase activity; Ras protein signal transduction
Cellular component (GO): plasma membrane
Molecular function (GO): protein heterodimerization activity; guanyl-nucleotide exchange factor activity
Source: RefSeq, a predicted model, not a curated record